UCCGCCGCCAUCUUGGCCGGGGGGGAAGCGCUGCCGCCACAGCCGCCAAACAAACCCGAGAGCGGCACCGCGGGGGGGAGGAGGGGUCGUGUCGCUGAGGAGUCUUUCGAUGUGCCGGGUACGGCCGGGAAGGGAGGCUGAGCUCUGCGGGAGCACGGGGACGAGAUGCCUGUGGUGUGGCCAACGCUUCUGGAUCUCAGCAGAGAUGAAUGCAAGAGGAUCCUUCGCAAACUGGAGCUGGAGGCAUAUGCGGGUGUCAUCAGUGCCUUACGUGCACAGGGAGAUCUUACGAAAGAGAAGAAGGAUCUUCUUGGAGAACUCUCUAAAGUUCUUAGUAUUUCAACAGAGAGACAUCGUGCUGAAGUUCGAAGAGCAGUAAAUGAUGAACGGCUAACGACUAUUGCACACAAUAUGUCCGGGCCAAACAGCUCUUCGGAAUGGUCUAUAGAAGGUCGUCGACUGGUGCCGCUGAUGCCACGUCUUGUUCCACAAACAGCUUUCACUGUUACAGCUAAUGCUGUUGCCAAUGCAGCUGUUCAGCACAACGCAUCUCUUCCGGUCCCUGCAGAAACUGGAAACAAGGAAGGUGUCAGCUGCUCAGAUGAUGAUGAAAAGCCCCGCAAAAGACGGCGAACUAAUUCUUCUAGUUCUUCCCCUGUUCUCCUAAAAGAAGUCCCGAAGGCAGUGACUCCUGUCACUAAAACUAUCACAGUGCCUGUAAGUGGCAGCCCCAAGAUGAGUAAUAUAAUGCAGAGCAUUGCCAACUCCUUACCACCACACAUGUCGCCAGUGAAAAUAACCUUCACUAAGCCCUCAACACAGACAACAAACACAACAACACAGAAGGUGAUAAUAGUAACCACAUCUCCAAGCUCAACUUUUGUACCCAACAUCCUUUCCAAGUCCCACAACUAUGCAGCAGUUACGAAACUUGUUCCAACAUCAGUCAUCGCCUCGACUACUCAGAAACAGCCGGUGGUUAUCACUGCUUCUCAGUCCUCUUUGGUCAGCAGUAGCACCAGCAGCAGUAGCUGUUCCACUCCCUCCUGUACUGCAAGUACAAUUGCUGUGACUGCUGUGGUAUCAUCAACGCCAUCUGUGGUCAUGUCAACGGUAGCACAAGGUGUAUCCACAUCAGCGAUUAAAGUAGCCUCUACCAGACUACCUUCCCCAAAAGGUUUGGUUGGGAAUCCAACGCAAAUCUUAGCACAGUUCCCCAAACAGCAUCAACAGUCCCCCAAGCAGCAACUGCACCAAAUGCAACAGACCCAGCAGCAGCAGCCACAGCAGCAACAGCAGCAGCAGCCACAGCAACAACAGCAGCAGCAGCCACAGCAGCAACAGCUGGCACAGUCUUCUGUAGCUCAACAGCAGCCACAGCAAUCUCAAUUUCCACCUGGCAUCAAGCCCACCAUUCAGAUCAAACAGGAAUCAGGUGUUAAAAUAAUCACUCAGCAGGUGCAGCUCAGUAAAAUCCUUCCCAAACCAGUUACAGCGGCAUUGCCCAGCAGUAGCAAUUCACCUAUAAUGGUGGUUAGCAGUAAUGGGACUGUCAUGACAACUAAACUGGUCACUACUCCCUCUGGAACUCAAGCAACAUAUACACGACCAACAGUUAGUCCCUCUAUAGGGGCUCGGAUGGCUGGAACUCCAGGGGCUGCAACUUAUGUGAAAACCACGAGUGGUAGCAUCAUUACGGUAGUACCAAAAUCACUGGCUACGUUGGGAGGCAAGAUUAUCAGCAGUAAUAUUGUCUCUGGAACUACAACCAAAAUCACUACAAUUCCAAUGACAUCCAAACCCAAUGUGAUCGUUGUGCAAAAGACUACUGGAAAAGGAACCACAAUUCAAGGGCUUCCUGGCAAAAACGUUGUCACAACGUUGUUGAAUGCUGGGGGGGAGAAAACUGUUCAGGCAGUGCCAGCAGGAGCAAAACCUGCUAUCAUCACUGCCACGAGACCCAUCACAAAAAUGAUUGUUACACAGCCAAAAGGAAUAGGGUCCACGGUCCAGCCAGCCACCAAAAUCAUCCCAACUAAAAUUGUUUAUGGUCAGCAAGGGAAAACGCAGGUUCUCAUAAAACCAAAGCCAGUGACAUUUCAAGCAACAGUUGUGAGCGAACAAACUAGGCAGUUGGUAACUGAAACAUUACAGCAGGCAUCAAGGGUAACAGAGACAGGAAAUUCGUCUCUCCCAGAAGUGAAAGAAGAACCACAAAGCUACACUGAUAGCAGCUCUUCUUCUACAGAGUCCUCUCAGAGCUCUCAAGAUUCUCAGCCUGUAGUUCAUGUGAUUGCUUCAAGAAGUCAAGAUUGGUCAGAACACGAAAUAGCUGUGGACACCAGCCCUACAAUCAUUUACCAGGAUGUAUCCAGUGAAUCUCAAUCAGCUACUUCCACAAUAAAAGCUUUGCUAGAACUUCAGCAGACAACAGUGAAGGAGAAGUUAGAAUCGAAGCCAAGGCAGCCUACCAUUGACUUGAGCCAAAUGGCUGUCCCAAUACAGAUGACCCAAGAAAAGAGACAUUCUCCAGAAAGCCCUUCUAUUGCUGUUGUAGAAUCAGAAUUAGUUGCUGAAUACAUCACAACUGUUAGUCAUCGGUCCCAACCCCACCAGCAGUCAUCCCAGCCCCAGAGGACUCUGCUGCAGCACGUGGCUCAGUCACAGACAGCAACGCAGACUUCUGUUGUGGUGAAAUCUAUCCCCGCAUCCUCCACAGGCGCAAUUACCCAUAUCAUGCAGCAGGCCUUAAGCAGUCACACUGCGUUCACCAAACAGAGUGAACAGCUUGGAACUGAGGAGGGAGAAGUGGAAGAGAUGGACACCUUAGAUCCUCAGACCGGCCUGUUCUACAGAUCCGCCCUGACACAAUCGCAGGCACAAAAACAGCAAAAACUGAGUCAGCCACAGCUGGAACAGACUCAACUGCAAGUGAAAACUCUGCAAUGUUUCCAGACUAAGCAGAAGCAGACAAUCCACCUGCAGGCCGACCAAAUCCAGCACAAACUCCCACAAAUGCCCCAGCUUUCUAUAAGGCAUCAAAAGCUAACCCCCCUGCAGCAAGAGCAAGCACAGACCAAACCAGAUGCACAGCACCCCCCACACCACAUGAUGGCCAAAGAAAGGCAGCUCCCUACCUUAGUGGCUCAGCCACAGCAAACUGUAGUACAGGUGCUUGCAGUAAAAACCACGCAGCAGCUGCCCAAACUGCAACAGGCACCAACGGCACAAAAAAUCUACAUGCAACCCCAACCCCCCCAGAGUCAAAUGCAGCUACCUGCCUCUUCAGAGAAACAGCCAGCAAGCCAGUAUCCAAUUAUAACUCAAGGAUCCACUGUUACAAAGAUAACUUUUGAGGGGCAUCAACCUCCUGUUUCAAAGGUAGCAGGUGGCAGUUGUGUGCCCAAACUGGCACUGCCAGUUACAUUUCCCACGCAGGCAUCCAUGAAGAGAGCAGUAGCAGACAUUUUGAGAAUGUCUAUGUUGGUGGAAGCUCAGAUUGAUACAGAUGUAGAAACUGGGAUAGUGGAUCCACAGAUCAAGGCCAUGUCCACUAGUAAACCUGCUAGCGAAGCAGAGUCGUCACCUUGUACCCAGGUGCCGAGGGUGGCUGCAGUAGGGAUGACGGCAACUUCCAUCCCCCAGCAACAGACAUGUAAAGAACCCCGUUCAAGUCCUCCUGCUGUUGGUCCUACUAUAACAGAGAGGAAACUCGAUGCACAAGGAAUGCCUACAACAAACCAGUUUAUACACAUUCAGAAUGUAUCACAAAAGAAAGCUGAAGAGAGUUCAUCAGAAAUUGUUAUCCAGACUAUCCCUCGAUAUUCCAUCCCUUGUCACUCCAGCUCCAACGUGGUAGUGGAACCCAGCGGGCUCCUGGAGCUCAACAACUUCACCAGUCAGCGUCUCGAUGAUGAGGAGACUGCAGUGGAGCAAGACGUGGACAGUAGCGCCGAGGACGGCACUGAGCCCAGCCCCUCUCAGAGUUCUGCUGAACAAUCCUAAGGAACGGGGACACUGGAGUGCACUUUAACCUAUCUGGGGAUUUGAGUAUCCCAGAUGCCCUUGUUUUGUGAUGUCUUAGAGCACUUUGCCUAUUAGAGUUGUUCAUUGGACCCUUGAAGCAUCAGUGUGUUUUAACAAGACAGUAUUGCAAAAAGCUGCAUCUUAGAAAUUGUUUCCAAAAGAGGUGUAGUUACUGAGAUACAGUAAUCCCAUGACAGUGGAAUGUACUCCUGUUAACAAGCAAAUCUGCAGCGAAUUCUACAGCUCGUGCUAUUGAAGCCCUUUGCCCAGGUACUGAAAGAGCUUUCGCUGAGAAGGGAUCUUUAAUUCGCUGCGUCUCUUUGUUAGCUGCUGAGCAAAACACCAUCAAAGACGAGAAUGUGUAAUAAAUAUUUGUAUUUUUAAAUAGCAUGUGAGAGAGAAACGGUGUCUGACAGUGCUGGAAAAGCCCCAGGAGUUUUGGAAUUGGUUAGCUUUCUCGCACUUGUGCUCACUUAAAGAGUUUAGAGAUUUUCUUCUUUUUUUUUUUCAUAAGCCGAAAGAUAUAGUUUAUUUUUUUAAAAUUCUCGUUGUUGAAUGUUUGGAAAUAAGCAAAAUCACGAACUGGGAGCAGUGUGGAUUUGCUCGUGGGUUUUUGUUUUCGUGCUUUACAGGAAUUAGGGUAACUGUCUAUGAGCAGUUUCUUUGCGCCAUCAGCACCCGAAAUGCUCAUCAGCUCUAGCUGAUCUCUUAUUAUUUAUUUAAAGCUUAAAAGUGAGUCCCAAGUUGUUUUAAAAAGUUCCUGUUAAACAGGCAGGUGUGUAAAUUCUAGUACAAGAGGGUUGUGGGGGGAUGUAUUUUGCUAGAUAUCCAUUUUUCAGAACUGGGGGAUAAAGUGGUUCCACGUCUUUAAAAGCUGAACCUCAGCGUUUAGAAGGCUUUGAAAAAUACUGUAUUUUGCUCUUACGUGCUGUUUUUAAAGUGACCACUUGGGGAGUUUCGAUGCUUAGCUCAAUAUACAGCGGUAGGUUUCAGAAAUCAGCCUUAUGACUUGGCUUGUUGAAGCAAUACAUUGGGUUUCUGUGAUAGUUACAAGCCACAGAGAAGGGGGGGUGUGGGUUCAGGUGGGUUACAAGAACCGGUUUUAAUACGUUCUGCUAAUGAAGACAAUACUUUUUCUUUUUGUUUCAAAAUGUAUAUAAAAAAAACCCACGUUUUUAACUGUUUUUGUAUAGAUUUCAUUAUAAAUAACUAAGCAUUUUAAGACUUUUGACAUAUCAUUUAAUUGUAUAUACAUCUAUCAACCUAACUGCCCACUUUUUGGUGCUGGAGUACUACUGUAAGUAGAUUUCAUCCAAAGUCGAAUACGGUCUUUUGCGUCAGUCUUUUUUUUAAGCUGUGAUUUUACUGUUGAUACUGUAGUUACGAUUAAAUUCCAACUAGAGUGAACUCUCAAACAGAAAAUACAAAAGCUAAAACAUUGA
Molecule: messenger RNA, 5468 nt
Organism: Coturnix japonica (Japanese quail)
Lineage: Eukaryota; Metazoa; Chordata; Aves; Galliformes; Phasianidae
Source: RefSeq, a predicted model, not a curated record